Molecule: messenger RNA, 1263 nt
Organism: Pogonomyrmex barbatus (red harvester ant)
Lineage: Eukaryota; Metazoa; Arthropoda; Insecta; Hymenoptera; Formicidae
Biological process (GO): hemocyte migration
Cellular component (GO): membrane
Molecular function (GO): growth factor activity
Source: RefSeq, a predicted model, not a curated record
UAUAACGGCUAAAGGCUAAAGUUGGAUUAACUCUCUAUGCAUCGUGUAACUACUUGCAAAGUUACUUACGUAUAUAACGAUAUUUACUCGUGGCUGCAUCGCAAAUACUACCGUAUAACUGUUUUCCGCACUGCGGCGCGGAUAAAUGUUUAGCGAAUAAAUAACGAUAUAUAGGGAAAUCUGAGUAUCUACCGAUAUUCGCAAUCGCGCUUCUCGACUCUCUCGCGAAGCGUAACGUAUCGUUUGCCACAUUGAUUAUGCGAAUCGCGCGCGCGUUUUUAACGUCUCGGUAAUGUUUAUAUCCUGAUUUUAUUGCAGAUGAACAACGUGGACGGCAGCAGCGUGGUGGAGAAGCUAUCGUUCUACAAUCACACGGAAUGUGAAUGCAAGGAGAGGGCCGAGUACAACGAACCGAGUACGACGAACGAGAGACCCGCGGAUCAACGAGUCUAUCGACAUCAGCCCUCGUCGCCUCCUCAAAAUAUGAAGAAACCGCCAUCGAGGAAACCAUGUCGUUGCCCGUCGGAAUUCACGCCGAGGAUCACGUUGGGAGGCAUUUGUCAGUGUAAUUGCUACGAGAGCAAUGAAAAUUGUUUGAAGACCAAACGCGGAAAGGGAUAUUUCUCCCUCGCGGACAGAAUAUGCAUUCAGAAGAAUGAGUGUGCGAUGCCAACUUGCGAGUUCGGCGAGUACAUGACGCGGCAAGGCAAGUGUCCGCGAAAGAGGGACACUUUCGACGCGAUGGCGGGCCGUACGAAUCAGAAUCACCAAUUCAGAAGCUAGAUGAACCGCAGCAGACGGAUAGCGAGGGAUAGCGAGGAAGAUGAGGAUGACGAUCGCGAGUAGCGAAGCGCGAUCGUAGUGCCAAUGAAGAAAAGGAGGUAGCGCGCGUGACGAAGCGCACGUGAAAUCGACGGUGCCAUUUUCUUUCAUUUUCUUUCAAGUGCCUUCGUCAGAGAGACGCUAUACGUUUGUUGUAUACACGUUAUGCUAUGUAUAGAAAUUUACAUCGCUAUCUAGGCCGCGUAUGUAUCGUCGUCGCUUUUUUUUUUUUCUCUGCCGCGAUCGACGAGGAUAUGAAACAAAGUGAUAAAGAUCGUCGACUUUCGAUAUCGGUGAUCGUCUCGCGAGGACAGUAAAAUAGUAUUUCGAUGUUUAAGUGAUGAAUUAUAGUUCUAUAGCGAUAUACUCGAUGUUCAUGACGGUUCACCGAGAGAGAGAGAGAGAGAGAGAGAGAGAGAGAGAGAGAGAAGAAUAAAUAAA